AUGACAGAUCACGUGUUGCACUAUGGAGACAAGUACGAACCGCUGCAGCUGGCCAUGCCAGGCCAGUAUCCAUCAAGGACAGGUGGAGGACUCGUUGGGGAGAACAUGUUUGGUGGCGGUGGCUUCGGUGCGCCGCAAGGUGGCUAUGGCGGUUAUGGCGCUGGCUAUGGUGGCGUGGGUGGCGGAGGAUACGGCGGCGUGGAACCUGCUGGCCAGGGUGGACCGUGUGGCGGUGUGCAGGCAUCGCAGGGCCACGGUGGCUUCAUCAUCGGUGACAACGCCGGAUCAACUCGCACUGAGCUGCCAGGUGCAGGCAGCGGAAAGACAUCAGCACAGACUUUGACCCCCGUCACAAUCCGCAUGCUCCUGGAUGCUGUGAGCUCCAGUGCACAAUUGGGCCCAGACGGGGCCUUCUGCGUCAAUGGUGGCAGAGAGCUUCAGAUGCUCACAGUCGUAGCUUGCGUGGAAGGAAUCAGAAAUCAGCAGAUGGGCAUCAGCCUGACCCUGAAUGAUGGCACGGGCAGAAUUAGCUGCAACAUGUACUCCGACAGCGAUCCUGCAUCUGCGGGUCCAGAGUUUCAGGACGGCGACUACAUCCGCGUGUUUGGCCAGCUUCGACAGUGGGACCAACAGGAGGGCAUCACUGCGCACCGCAUUGUCAAAGUCGAGUCUGCGAACGAGAUCGCGUAUCACACCAUCGAGGUUGCCCAUGUGCACCUGAGCGUGACCGGGAAGCUGGUCAAGUCCGGUGCAAAUGGAGCGACCUCAGGACAGGCCAAUCGCAUGUCGGCAUCGACUCCGACGCAGGCCGGUGGAGCCAGGCAUACUCAGGGUGGGCCGGGAUUCUUCCAGCCUCCCACGACAAAUAUGCCACCACCCGGGGGAGCACAGGGCAGUGGGCCAGGAUUCUACCAGCCUCCCACGACAAAUAUGCCACCACCCGGGGGAGCACAGGGCAGUGGGCCAGGAUUCUACCAGCCUCCCACGACAAAUAUGCCACCACCCGGGGGAGCACAGGGCAGUGGGCCAGGAUUCUUCCAGCCUCCCACGACAAAUAUGCCACCACCCGGGGGAGCACAUGGCAGACCGUACCAGCCUCCCAUGGCAAGUAUGCCACCACCCGGCGGAGCACAGGGCAGUGGGCCAGGAACGUACCAGCCUCCAAUGUCAAGCAUGCCACCACCUGGGGGAGCGCAGGGCAGCGGCCUUUAUGGCGGCAACAGUCUCUACGGCACAUCUGGUGGCCCUGGUGUAUUCCGCUGA
Molecule: messenger RNA, 1263 nt
Organism: Symbiodinium natans
Lineage: Eukaryota; Dinophyceae; Suessiales; Symbiodiniaceae
Source: the annotation of a GenBank genome assembly